Molecule: messenger RNA, 4644 nt
Organism: Cataglyphis hispanica
Lineage: Eukaryota; Metazoa; Arthropoda; Insecta; Hymenoptera; Formicidae
Gene: Hsc70-3
Product: endoplasmic reticulum chaperone BiP
Exons: 10
Coding region: 604-3507 (967 amino acids)
Biological process (GO): protein refolding; endoplasmic reticulum unfolded protein response; cellular response to unfolded protein
Cellular component (GO): nucleus; membrane; cytosol
Molecular function (GO): heat shock protein binding; porphobilinogen synthase activity; misfolded protein binding
Source: RefSeq, a predicted model, not a curated record
AACUCGCCGGUUUCUCGCGAUUAGCGAUUACAAAUAAUAAUAUAUUUCGCGAGAUAAGAAUUAUUAUUGAGCAUCAUGAUACGCGAGAACAAAGAAAAUAUUUAUUCUAAUCAUGUUUGUUGGUUUAAAAUAUUUUGCAAUUUUUACACGUUACGCGUUACAUUACAUCACUUGCGAAAAUCGGAGCACGGAGAGAGAUUUUCUGCGUGUCACGCUCUUCACAUUUAUUAUGCAUUUUUCUCGGUUCCACUUAAGAAUCUCUUAAUGUUAUUUCGUGCCAAUUCCAUACGGCACGUUGUUCAUAAAGCUCUCAAUUUAGCCAGUCUUACGUUUAAUUGACUAGUUCUUCAUUAUUAGAAAGGAAGGAGAAAUCUUUUACUCGUCUAACAUAUUAAACUUAUGUAAUUAAUAUCGGUUGUUAUUUAUAUAUUUAUUGACUUUAUAAUCAGUCGUGAUAACAUAUUACAGUUUUACCUGAGACAACAUGCUUACACAUUGAAUUGUCCAAGUAUCGGACUGAUAAAAUCAAGUGGUCAUUACAGGUAGUUGUAAGAGUCAUUGUGAGUAUAUGUACUGUGAGCACAAAGGAGAGAUUGGAAAGCGAUGAAAAUGACUACGGUUCCAGCUAAGCAUACUCUUCACAGUGGAAUUUUUCAUCCUGUCUUACGACAGUGGCAGUCUCCAAAUAUAGAGAUUACUGUCAAUAAUCUUAUGUAUCCCAUAUUCAUAUCGGAUGAGAAAAAUUCUAAAGACGCUAUUAAUAGUAUGCCUGGCAUCUACCGUUAUGGCAUUAAUCAAUUGGAAAACAUGUUACAACCUUUAGUUGCCAAAGGACUGCAGUCUGUCUUAUUAUUUGGUGUAUCGCAACAUCUUGAUAAAGAUGAGAUCGGAAGUAACGCCGACAGUGCAAGAAAUCCUAUUAUUCAAGCUGUACCAUUAUUGCGAAGAAAGUUUCCCAAUUUAUUGAUAGCAUGUGAUGUUUGUUUAUGCCCAUAUACAAUUCAUGGGCACUGUGGUAUUCUGAAAAAUGAUGGUAGCAUAAAUAACGCGGACAGUAUUCGAAGAAUUGCUGAAGUCGCUGUGUCGUAUGCAAAAGCUGGCGCACAAAUUGUUGCACCAUCUGACAUGAUGGAUGGAAGGAUAAGUGCAAUAAAACAUGGUCUAGCUGCUGCUGGAUAUUCAAAUAAAGUAGCAGUUUUAUCCUAUGCUGUAAAGUUCGCGUCAGGGCUUUAUGGGCCUUUCCGGGAUGCAUCGCAGUCUGCUCCCAAGUUUGGUGAUCGCAAGUGUUAUCAACUGCCUCCUGGGAGUAACGGUUUGGCAGCUAGAGCUGCUGCAAGAGAUGUAGAUGAAGGAGCAGAUAUGUUGAUGGUAAAGCCAGGACUGCCUUAUUUGGACGUGGUACGGCACACAAAGGAUGCACAUCCGCAAUAUCCUAUAUUUGUGUAUCAAGUGUCGGGAGAAUACGCCAUGUUAUAUCAUGGUGCACAAAACGGCGCGAUCAAUUUGGAGAACGUGCUGAACGAAAUAUUACUCUCCAUGAGAAGAGCGGCUUUACUGCUGAUGGUGGGACUGCUCUCAGUCGCCACAAUCGCAAAGGAGGAUAAGGAGAAGGAAGAUAUCGGUACGGUGAUAGGAAUUGAUCUGGGUACGACCUAUUCCUGCGUUGGGGUUUACAAGAAUGGUCGCGUGGAGAUAAUAGCCAACGAUCAGGGUAACCGUAUCACACCGUCUUACGUGGCGUUUACUAAUGACGGUGAACGUUUGAUCGGCGACGCCGCCAAGAACCAACUAACGACGAAUCCGGAAAACACUGUGUUCGACGCUAAACGAUUGAUCGGCCGCGAAUGGUCGGACCCGACUGUGCAGCACGAUGUGAAAUUCUUCCCGUUCUCCGUCAUCGAGAAGAACAAUAAACCGCAUAUCAAGGUUGAUACUAACCAGGGUGAGAAGGUUUUCGCACCCGAGGAGAUUUCAGCUAUGGUGCUGGGCAAAAUGAAGGAGACCGCCGAAGCAUAUCUCGGCAAGAAAGUCACUCACGCUGUAGUCACUGUGCCGGCUUACUUCAAUGAUGCACAAAGACAGGCGACUAAGGAUGCUGGAACGAUCUCUGGUCUGGUCGUAAUGAGGAUUAUCAAUGAGCCGACUGCUGCCGCGAUUGCGUACGGUCUGGAUAAGAAAGAUGGCGAGAAAAACGUGCUGGUAUUCGAUUUGGGCGGUGGUACUUUCGAUGUGAGUCUGCUUACCAUCGACAAUGGCGUAUUUGAGGUCGUCGCUACUAAUGGCGACACUCACUUGGGCGGUGAAGAUUUCGAUCAGCGCGUAAUGGAUCAUUUCAUCAAACUAUAUAAGAAGAAGAAGGGCAAGGAUAUCCGCAAGGACAACCGAGCUGUGCAAAAACUGCGUCGCGAAGUCGAAAAGGCUAAGCGAGCGCUCAGUGCAAGUCAUCAGGUUAGGAUCGAAAUUGAAUCGUUCUUCGAGGGCGAAGACUUCUCCGAGACAUUGACCCGUGCCAAAUUCGAGGAACUGAACAUGGACCUCUUCCGUAGUACCUUGAAACCCGUGCAGAAAGUUCUGGAGGAUUCCGACAUGAGCAAGAAAGAUGUAGACGAGAUUGUUUUGGUCGGCGGUUCGACCAGGAUUCCGAAAGUUCAGCAGUUGGUUAAGGAAUUCUUUGGCGGCAAGGAACCAUCGCGAGGCAUUAACCCCGACGAAGCCGUCGCUUAUGGUGCUGCUGUACAAGCCGGUGUGCUCUCCGGAGAACAAGACACCGAUGCUAUCGUACUUCUCGAUGUUAAUCCUCUCACCAUGGGUAUCGAAACUGUCGGAGGUGUAAUGACUAAGCUCAUUCCAAGAAACACGGUCAUUCCCACAAAGAAAUCUCAGAUUUUCUCCACGGCGUCCGAUAGCCAGCACACCGUCACGAUUCAGGUGUACGAGGGCGAGCGUCCCAUGACCAAGGACAAUCAUUUGCUCGGCAAGUUUGAUCUGACCGGCAUUCCACCGGCGCCGCGCGGUAUACCGCAGAUUGAAGUAACUUUCGAGAUCGAUGCCAACGGUAUUCUGCAAGUGUCCGCCGAAGACAAGGGCACGGGCAAUCGCGAAAAGAUCGUCAUCACGAAUGACCAGAACCGCCUGACACCCGACGACAUCGAACGGAUGAUCAAGGAUGCAGAGAAAUUCGCUGACGAUGACAAGAAACUUAAAGAGCGAGUGGAAGCGCGCAACGAACUCGAGUCGUACGCUUAUUCGCUCAAAAAUCAAUUGGCUGACAAGGAAAAGCUUGGUUCGAAGGUGAGCGAUGCGGAUAAAACUACAAUGGAGGAAGCGAUCGAGGAGAAGAUUAAGUGGUUGGAGGAGAAUCAGGACACUGAUCCAGAGGAAUACAAAAAACAAAAGAAGGAGCUUAGCGAUAUCGUUCAGCCAAUCAUCGCCAAAUUGUAUCAGGGUGCAGGCGGUGUCCCACCUACCAGUGGUGGAGACGAUGAAGAUCUCAAGGACGAGCUUUAACUGCAAGCCGCUCCCUUCGAUUCGCGGUUUGGACUGAUUACUCGGCUCCACGAGCAAAUACUUUACAGAAGUGUCGUUAUUACACAAUAAUUACGAAAAGUUGGGAAAGGGAUACAGUUUUCACCGUACAUUUAGCUUUAAAGGUGUGUCUGGUUCUAAGUUUCCCCUAGAUAAUAAAUAGCAUAUCUAAAAUUUAAGACUCUUAGGUUAGGAAGGCAUUUGAAGCUAAAUGUGCAGUGGGAAGUAUACGAGUCUUUGUUGUAAAUCGUCAAUGUACAUUUAAGAAAAGUGCGAGAAAAUGCCUGAGGAUGCCGGAAUGUCUCGUCGGAUUUUUCGUACACUCUACGUAAGUAAGAGCACUUGGAUAAAUAUACGUUAUAAAUACGUCAAAUAUUUAUUAAUACAUAUAAAAUUUUAACAGUUUAUAUUGAUUCUAACAUUGUUUCGCACUUUCUUUGAAUGAAUUUCAAUUCUAUUGUAAAUUGAUCGCUCGAUUAUGUACAUACAAAAUGCGACGAGAGAACUCCGUGCUCGAUCGAAUUACAAUAAAACGAAAAUUUAACGUGAUGUGUGCAAAAUAUUGCACAUUGUUUGAAGAUUUCGUUCUAUUGUGCUUCAUUCGAUUGCGCUUAAUACGUUCGAUUUUGAAUGAUGCUAAUAUAGGAACGAAGGUAUUGUCAUGUGGAAAUCAUUGUCAGCCAAUCUCUGUAUCGUGUUUGCUAAAGAGGGAUAUGAGCCUCUUGAUGAAGAGAGAAAACAAUCUAGCACGGAGGGGCCGGGGGAGGCAUCUUUCCGACGCUCUAUUCAUUUCUCCCCCGCAACAAACACACACACAUACACACACACACACACACAUACACAUAUACAUUGACUCCACUGCGUUAUUAAUUUAUUUCGAUGAUUGUUUUAUAUGUCUCAUUAUGUGUAAUAAUGAUAAUCGAUUAAUCGCGGAGCAAAGCGCGUUAAAGAUUUGUUCGCGAGUAUGCGUGAGAGAGUGAAUGAUGAACGGAUACGUGCACGGGCUUGCACUUGUAACUCGUAGUACUGCCAUCGUACUAUGUACAAUGUAGCCCAGUCUCUACGUGUGUCAGCGCAAACAUGUAUCGUAAGAAUAAAGAUUUUUUUCAGUAAACCAUA